Messenger RNA from Clunio marinus, 1831 nucleotides. The record is from the annotation of a GenBank genome assembly. Lineage: Eukaryota; Metazoa; Arthropoda; Insecta; Diptera; Chironomidae.
AAGUUCAGUAUCUCUGAUUGUGAAAACUUGUGAAAAUCAGAAGAAAACAGAAAGGAAAAUCUUAAUUUUCCUUGAAAGAUUUUUUUUCUGAAAAAUCGAUAGUUUCGGCUAAGUGAAAAAAGAUAUCUUCAUUUGUACAAGCAUCCAAAGGCUUUCGAUAAGGAUUACAUUUCACAAAAUCAUCAGCUAUCUUAAAAGCAUAAUAAGAAGUGAAACGAACCCCUAAAAGGUUGAAGAUAAUUUUAUAUUUUCGUUCUUGUGAAAGACAAACUUUGCAUACAUGAUCGGAACAUUUUUCAAUCUUUGCCGUGCUUGUCCUUCAUCUAUGCCUCUCGACAAGCUUCAUUCAGAAUAUAGGAGUACGUAUCGCUGGCAUGAAUACACUGCAGGUCCCGAAGUGGUUCGAAAGCCACCGAUGCCUAAUCAUUUUAUUAUUAACGCCCCCAUCAAUGAGCCGCCUUUACCUCGACGUAAAAAAUGUCCCGAAUUAGCUUAUAGGCAUCAUGAAUUUAUUGCCGAUUCAAACGCUGAUAGAACUGAUUCCAAUGUGACUCGCGCACGGUCCGGCGAACGAAACGGCACUCCAUCACGCCGUAGCAAAUCAGAAGGGCCACCAUUAGCUAAUGGUCGAUGCGUUAAUGCAUUGGAAAAUGUCUCUGAAGAGAAACAAAUCAAGGAAAAGGCGGGUGAGUCAAGUGGGAUAUUCAGAAAAACAAUAUCCAAAUUGAGCACAGAGUAUCGUUUACAAUUUGUGUGGCCCAGUGUGCGAAAAGUAACGGGGCCAUCUAAUAAAGACAAAGACAAUCAAAUAUUAUUAGAGCCUCCGAAAAAAUCGCAAUCAAUGGGUGCUUUAAAAUCAUCGCAGACAAACACUUUAGCUGGAAUACAUAAAAAGCGUACAACUAAUGAAGAAAAAGAAGCUGCUGUUCAUGAACUUGAACCUCUUGUAGGCGAUGUUGUCGAUUCUCAUGAAAAGAAAGAUAUUCAAAAUGAGUACAGGAAGAACUUCAAAUCUGCUUUUCAUAGUGAAAAGGAGAAAUUUGGCUUUGAACAAGACGCUUCAAAUAAAGUUGACAAUAAGGUCGUCGCUAAUGGAUGUGCUUAUGAUCCUUCGUGGUAUAAAGAAGUCAUUGAAUUGAGGAAAAAAGCUGGCGAAUACCGAAAUCGUGGGUGGAAAGGUGAAACGCAACGUGAGUUGUACAACAAACAAGCUGAAUUGUGGGAUCAAGUGUCGCGUCGCAGUUCAUUAAGUGCUUUAUCAUUAGCUUCCUCUAUCAGACCGAUAACAAAAGAAGACAAGGAGAGGGAAAACAAGAACAAAAGUUCACCGACAAAGCCAUCGGGACGACGUUUUCCAGGAUCAGCUCGUUUAGUUGACAAUCGCACUAUAACUGAUGGAAAUCUUUAUGGACGUUUAAAACGUGAAACAAUUCGUCAUCAUUUGGAAAGAACAACUGGUCCAGAUGUUGAAGAAGGAGCUUUAUUACCAUCACCAACUCGCGAGAAGUUAAUGCCGGUACUGCCUCGUUCAAAGACUGGUAGUCCACAACGAGGCAGCCCUCAGAAAACAAUAAGUUCUAGACAUGGAAGUCCAAUGAAGGGAAGUCCACAGAAGAGUCCGAAGAAGAUUUCAAAAGUUGGACGUUCACAAUCUGUUGGUCCGACAGUCACUGAUGGAGGGUCACCUAAGAAGCAACCAAAGCCUAUGAGUGCUUCUAUCACUGCUGCAACAACUUCGUCUGCUGCUAAAGCUUAUAACAACCGUAAGACUCCGGUCUCAACUCCAACUGCUACUGCCGAUCAUCAACCAAGACCAAUCCCACAAAGUUAA